UGAUUUAUAGGUUAUGAUGUUCUAGUGUUGAUAUUUAUUUAUAAUUGCAAGGGGGAAAUGUUUCAUUCGUAUGGAAGUGGAUGUAUUAUUUAUUACUUUAUAACUAUUGCUUUGGUAAAUACCGCUACAACCUCUGUUGGGUUGACAGCAAAUGGAAAAAGAAGUGUUAUUACCUCUCCAAAUUAUCCACAACCAUAUGGAGAUUCUUAUUCUUUAGAAUGGAACAUCCUUGCCGACAGCAGUAUACAGAACGCCAUUGUCCAUAUCGAAGUUUUAGAUAGUGAAUUAUCAAACAUUUUUAACUGCUACGAGGAUAUUAUAGAAAUUAUAGAUGGUCCAUCAAGUCUGUAUUCUGUCAUCAGGUCGUUUUGCGGAGAUUCUUCACCGUCGGGUAUAGUUAAAACAUCAGGAGAUAGUGCCACAGUCACAUUUCAUGCCAGCAAAAAGGACAAUGAUUAUAAAGGAUUUAAAUUGGAAUACUGGGCCCAAUCAAAAGACAUGACACCCUUUAGACCAGUGAAUAUGACAUCUCUUCAUUGGACACUACUGGUCAUAAGUAUGGUCAUUUUUACUUCUUUUAUUGGAGGAUGUAUAUUCCUGGUCGUCGUAGAAAUGGAUUACCGGGAAAGAAACGAAAAAGAGAAAGGGAAGUGGGUCACUAUUUAUGAUAAUCCACCUGAUUACGUGCUACCUACAGUAGGAGGUGAAAUACCGAUCAAAACUGAAAAUGAAACCUCGACGAAAAAGAAAACUAUAAAGGAACAUCUCGAGAAAACCAAACCAAAGGCACAACCAGACUUAAAAUCUGAUGAUAAAAAACUACCACCUCUUAAGAUAAUACGACCAACAAUGAACAUAAAACAAUGGAAGACGUUACUAACUAGAGAAGAAAGCAACACAUAAAGCUCAGAGAUAACACGAUACAGUCUUCAAUAUUAUGACAUUGUUUAUGAAAAGAUGUCAUUUUAAGUAAUAUCACAAAAAGUGACAUUCAAAGACGACAAGAAAAUGUGUUGAAUCAUAGUCCGACGCUGCCAAUGUUUAUAAAAGAAUGCAACUUAUAGUUGUUAUAUUACUGCAAUAUUAGAAUCACGUUGAAUUAACAAUAAAUUUAAUUUUAUUUUCCAUAUUAAACAUACGAAUUUGCA
This is a messenger RNA of Mytilus californianus (California mussel), 1148 nucleotides long. RefSeq names its product CUB and zona pellucida-like domain-containing protein 1. Gene Ontology annotation, molecular function: serine-type endopeptidase activity. The transcript has 5 exons. Lineage: Eukaryota; Metazoa; Mollusca; Bivalvia; Mytilida; Mytilidae. The record is from RefSeq and is a predicted model, not a curated record. The coding region runs from base 58 to 903 and encodes 281 amino acids.